CAACUAUCUGGAAGCAACACAGUCGAGUUUGUCACAAUGAUACUUUAUCAGACCUAUACGCUAUAUCAUAUUUCCAUACACACUCUUAUCGUCAGCGUAGUUAAACAGUACAAUGCAAUGCAAUCAGAGAAAUCUCUGAGAAAGAGAAGAUAUUUAAAAGAUAUAAACAAUCUUCUCAAGCAAGGGGAUACGCUGUAAUGCCUUUUUCGCGAAAUAGUUAUAUUGAUAUAUACUCGUAAGACGCUACCGUGUCUACUAUGUCUACUCGUUAUCUUGAUGAUUUGACGAAUGUAAAUUUGCUGAGUAGUAUACACUCCUUUUUAUCACUGUUUUUGAGCACAUAUUUAAAUUUUUUUGUGCAGUUUAGUUGACUCUAAACAUUUCUUGGCUUAAUGACGUAUUUGUUUACACAUUUCGUAUCAUUUCGCAAUUUCUGUUGUUGUUCAUUUCUAAGAGUAUUUAUCAUUAUUAAUUUAUAAUUUACUUAAUUUUAAAGGGGAUUUAUUUAACUUAAAGAAUAUAUUACUUAUAAAAUACAUACAUAUGUCAAAUUUAUCACUUAUUACAUUCAGUACUAGCUAGUGCAGCAAACUAACUGGGCAUUUUUCCCAUUUAGAUACUGUGUAAUUCUCAAUAAAAAACAAGAACUACACAAUAUGCGAAUGAGAAUGAUACUUUUUUCAUCUUUUCUUGAAUAUCCAGAAGUAACAUUUGAUGAAUAGCUACAGUGAAAGAGAUCGAUAUUAUUAUACAUGUCGAAACAGUCAAAGAACUACCCUAACAAGGGAAAUAAGAGAAUGUUCUUGAGGAGAGCUAUAAUUACCGCAUGUCUGCGAUAUUUUCGGCGGAUCUCUUGUACAAUUACGCUUUUUUUGAUGUCGCAUGCAAGGAGGCAACAAAAAAAUUAUGCACGACUGCCUUUAUUAAUCUUGCAAGGAAAUUGAUGUUACUUAUUCAUCCUUGCAUGACCAGCAUUUCUGUGCAUUACCGAAAAAUGCGCGGCUGGCUUAUUAAUCUUGCAAAAAAACUGAUGCUACCCAUUAAUUUGGCACGAUUAGCAUUUCUCCGCAUUUUCCGCAGUCUUUGAGCGGAAAAGUUUACCUCGAAGCUGGUACAAUACUUUUAUUGUCAGUCUGCUGUACGCCUUCGACUCGCAUCGAAGUCCAAAAAGCCAUGCAGGUAUGGGAGUUAGCUUUAUGAUUCUCAUUGUCUCUGAAGCAGUGAUGAACGCGAACGAUAAUAUAUCUUCCGUUUUUCAGUCACCGGAUCUCGUUCGAGCGUCGAAUAUAGUAACUUGGAACAAAUGGUUCCUGAAUUUCUUGGGUUUAUGCCCGACCAAGGUGAAUCAGCCUGUAUUCGUAGUCGUCAUCGUGUACAUGGUACUUCAUUGUAUCAUAGCUGCGAACCACUUGAUCAGGAACAUCAAUCACCCGGAUCUCGUCGUCGCGAAUUUAACGGAUAACGUGUUCAUAUCGAUGAUACUGGGCAAGAUGAGCUUAUGCAGAUGGAACAGCAAAAUAAUGGCCAAGUUUCUGAAAAGCAUCGAGGCCGAUUUCACAACGGAGAUGUACGGCAAUGUCCGGGAGAAAAUGGCGUACCUGUAUUAUAACGAGAUCGCGCUGAUAUUCGUGAAGGUUUCGAUGUUUAUGACGGGGUUUACCGCAUCGAUAUAUUUCUUUUGGAAAAUUUUUGUAAAUUGGAGCGCAGGAAAUUUAGAGAGUAAUUUUACGAAUUCAUUGCCAUACCCGGUUCAUCCCUUCUUUGAGAUCAAGGACAUAACUACGUACAUAUGCGUCUCCUUCUACCUGGGAAUAAUGUUACCGGUAAUAUUAUGUGGUUACGGUGGACCGGAUGCUUAUGUGCUCAGCAUGUCUUUUCAUAUUUGCGGUCAGUUUGCCGCUUUAUCAUGCAAAAUCGACAAUUUGUUAAGAGACCAUAAAAACUAUCACCGCCACAUCAGUAACAUCAUAUUGAGACAUCGCCAUCUAAUAAGAUUAGCACAAAUUGUAGAAAACAAUUUCAACAUGAUGUAUCUACAGCAAACUGUGUGCAGUGUAUUCUUACUCUGUUUAACUUUGUAUCAUAUGAUGGCGAAAUCAGACUAUGAAGAAAAUUCUAAGAUUGCACUCUACGCGUUAUAUACAUUUUGCGUCAGUGGUACAAUUCUCACUUAUUGCUAUACAGGCGAAUGUCUCCUUACUGAGAGCGUCAAACUGCGCGAGACAUUUUAUAAUACCGAUUGGUACAAUAUUUCGCCAUCAUAUGCAAAGUUAAUCGGCAUUUGUUUGAUUCGAUCUGAAAGACCAAUGAUAUUAACUGCCGGAAAAUUCUGCGUAUUAUCAUUAAACACAUUCACAAGUAUUGUGAAAACAUCAAUGGCGUAUCUAUCCGUGUUACGUAAUUUUAUGUAAAAAAAUUUCUAUAUAAAAUAUUUUAUUAAAAUUUAUUUGCAGAAACAUAUAUAAAAUAAUC
This is a messenger RNA of Monomorium pharaonis (pharaoh ant), 2472 nucleotides long. RefSeq names its product odorant receptor 4. NCBI's taxonomy places the organism in Eukaryota, Metazoa, Arthropoda, Insecta, Hymenoptera, Formicidae. The coding region runs from base 1182 to 2411 and encodes 409 amino acids. Gene Ontology annotation, molecular function: odorant binding; olfactory receptor activity. Gene Ontology annotation, biological process: sensory perception of smell; detection of chemical stimulus involved in sensory perception of smell. The record is from RefSeq and is a predicted model, not a curated record. The transcript has 6 exons. Gene Ontology annotation, cellular component: plasma membrane.